AUAACAUGUCAUCUCAUAAAAGACUUUCACUUAUUUCAAACCAUUUAAGAUCACAACAAAUAUCAACUAAAAGUGCUACGAAAAAUUUAUACAGGAAUAGACAAGAUUAUAAAUAUUUUUUACCAAUUCAAACAAGAUGGUCAGAUGCAGAUUGCUAUAAUCAUAUUAACAAUGCUAUCUAUUAUCAUUAUUUUGAUACAGUCAUUAAUGAAUACCUGAUUAAACAUUGUGGACUACAACCAGGCAAUAUAAGUAAUAAACCGAUCGGACUUGUCGUUGCAAGUCAGGCCAAUUUUUAUGCCUCUGCAUCUUACCCCAGUAUCAUUGAUGCAGGGCUUUCAAUAGCUAAAAUUGGUAACUCUAGCGUUACUUAUCGUGUGGGCAUAUUCGAGAAAGAUAGUCCAUUAGCUUGUGUUGUAGGUGGAUUUACUCAUGUUUUUGUAGAUUCUGUACAUAGGAAACCAGUACAAAGUUUACCAGAGGAGUUUUUAGAAGGCUUUAAAAAGAUAAUUGAUACUGAAUAAAAAAAAAAUUUAUUAAAAAGGUAUAUGGGGG
Cokeromyces recurvatus is the source of this 555-nucleotide messenger RNA. RefSeq names its product HotDog domain-containing protein. Gene Ontology annotation, molecular function: fatty acyl-CoA hydrolase activity. NCBI's taxonomy places the organism in Eukaryota, Fungi, Mucoromycota, Mucoromycetes, Mucorales, Mucoraceae. The record is from RefSeq and is a predicted model, not a curated record. The transcript has 2 exons. Gene Ontology annotation, cellular component: mitochondrion. The coding region runs from base 6 to 524 and encodes 172 amino acids.